This is a messenger RNA of Pteropus alecto (black flying fox), 438 nucleotides long. RefSeq names its product olfactory receptor 2AT4-like. Gene Ontology annotation, molecular function: olfactory receptor activity. The record is from RefSeq and is a predicted model, not a curated record. Gene Ontology annotation, biological process: G protein-coupled receptor signaling pathway. The transcript has a single exon. Gene Ontology annotation, cellular component: membrane. The annotation marks the transcript as partial. Lineage: Eukaryota; Metazoa; Chordata; Mammalia; Chiroptera; Pteropodidae.
AUCUACCACUGCUUCUGUGACCACUUGGCUGUGGUCCAGGCCUCCUGCUCUGACACCGCACCCCAGACCUUCAUGGGCUUCUGCAUCGCCAUGGUGGUGUCCUUCCUGCCCCUUCUCCUGGUGCUUCUCUCCUAUGCCCACAUCCUGGCCUCGGUGUUUCGCAUCAGAUCCAGAGAAGGACGCUCAAAAGCCUUCUCCACCUGCAGCUCUCACCUGCUGGUGGUUGGCACCUACUACUCAUCCAUUGCGAUUGCCUAUGUGGCUUAUAGGGCUGACCUGCCCCUGGACUUCCACAUCAUGGGCAAUGUGGUAUUUGCCAUUCUCACACCUGUUCUCAACCCUCUCAUCUACACACUGAGGAAUAAGGAUGUCAAAGCAGCCAUCACCAAAAUGGCAUGUCCCCAGGGCCCAGGGCAUUCUGGAGCCCUUGAUCCUUAG